AUGUCCACAGGGCGCAAUCGCCCGAUCUCGAACGCUCUUAUGCAAGAUUCCCAUCAGCUCGAGGCUUCAUAUCGCUCGUGGCAAGCUCGUCGUCCGCAACUGUUUCGUCCAUCCGACACGACUUCACCAAUGGCUUUGAAUUCGAAAGCGUGCAUCUUCGUCAUCGCCGAGGGCCAGGAACAUCCCGUCAAGCUGAGCAAUGCCCUCCACGACAGCAUAUUGUCCAAGAGCAUCAUCUCAAAGAGCAAAGCGGUCGCCACCCGCGGCGCCAUUCGCCCAGUUGCACCGACCACCUUGACCGAUCAUACCGGAACAAGCCACAUCUCCACUUCUACCAUUUCCCUACGAUGGUACUACGACGACGGUACCCAGACUUUUCCUGAGACAUUCUACAUUGUCGAUAAAAUUCUGGCGACCAGCAACAUUGAUACGGACAGUAACCGACAAGGAACCACUGAGAACAACCUCUGGGACGCGAUCCUCCGCAGUACCGCCGAACCGCCCUCCGCGGCGCUAAGCCCUCAAGUCAACCCGAUAUGCGCUGCGCCACCGGGCGUAGAUCCCCGGCGGGAGAGGGAGAGAAAAGAACGGGCGGAGACGAACCAGCAGAAAUUCGAGAGGGAGAAGGAGUUGCAGGCCAAGAAGAUCCGUGACGCCUUCGCUCUGAAGCAGGCUGGGCCGGGAAAGCGAGGAUGA
Fonsecaea multimorphosa CBS 102226 is the source of this 696-nucleotide messenger RNA. RefSeq lists its product as uncharacterized. Lineage: Eukaryota; Fungi; Ascomycota; Eurotiomycetes; Chaetothyriales; Herpotrichiellaceae. The record is from RefSeq and is a predicted model, not a curated record. Bases 1 to 696 code for a protein of 231 amino acids. The transcript is spliced from 2 exons.